CCUAGGGAGCGGCGGCUCUAGGUGCUGAAGGAAACAAACAAACGGAGCCCCAGCCAACUCCAAACUUGCGGUUCCUCCAUCCCUUAUCCUCCUUUCUCAACCCGGCGGUGCCGCCCGCCUAACUCCGCCGCGCUCCGCGCACUGCCUCUCCGCCCGAGGGAGGAUGAAAAUGCUCUGCUGGCGGCUGGCGCUGUGGCUGGCCGCCUGGGCUGUCUGUUGGAAGCCGUCCUCCUGCUCUGCCCUCGAUUAUGACUACACUUACGAUUUCACCGAAGAGGAUAAAGCCGAGGCGAUAGAUUAUAAGGAUCCCUGCAAAGCCGCUGUCUUUUGGGGAGAUAUUGCCUUAGAUGAUGAAGACUUAAAAAUCUUUCAAAUUGACAGGACAAUUGACCUUACGCAGCACUCCAAUGAAAGACUUGGCCAUAACACAGGUGGCUUUGGAGAGCAUGGGAUGUCAAAAAAGCGAGGUGCCCUCUAUCAGCUUAUAGAAAGGAUAAGAAGAUUUGGCUCUGGCUUGGAGCAAAAUAAUACUUCUAAAGGAAGAACCACAGUGAAAUUCUCAGGGAAAAACGAGAAGAACAGAUUUCCCAGAGCUGCUACAUCACGAACAGAGAGAAUAUGGCCAGGGGGUGUCAUUCCAUACGUAAUAGGUGGAAAUUUCACUGGCACGCAGCGCGCCAUGUUCAAACAGGCGAUGCGACACUGGGAAAAGUACACGUGUGUUACAUUUAUUGAAAGAAGUGAUGAAGAAAGUUACAUCGUAUUUACAUACCGACCUUGUGGGUGCUGUUCUUAUGUGGGUCGAAGGGGAAAUGGUCCUCAAGCUAUAUCUAUUGGCAAGAACUGUGAUAAAUUUGGUAUAGUGGUCCAUGAACUAGGUCAUGUUAUAGGCUUUUGGCAUGAACAUACACGACCAGACCGAGAUGACCACGUCACCAUCAUUAGAGAAAACAUCCAACCAGGUCAGGAAUACAACUUCUUGAAGAUGGAGCCUGGAGAGGUGAAUUCCCUUGGGGAGCCGUAUGACUUUGACAGCAUCAUGCACUAUGCCAGGAACACCUUCUCAAGGGGCAUGUUUCUGGAUACCAUUCUCCCUUCCCGUGAUGAUAAUGGUAUACGACCUGCCAUUGGCCAGCGUACCCGUCUAAGUAAAGGAGAUAUUGCACAGGCAAGAAAGCUGUAUAGAUGUCCAGCCUGUGGAGAAACACUGCAGGAAUCUACAGGCAACUUUUCUUCUCCAGGAUUUCCAAACGGUUAUCCUUCCUACACCCACUGCAUAUGGCGAAUCUCUGUGACCCCAGGGGAAAAGAUUGUUUUAAACUUCACCACGAUGGACCUGUACAAGAGCAGUCUCUGUUGGUACGACUAUAUUGAAGUAAGAGAUGGCUACUGGAGAAAAUCACCUCUGCUUGGCAGGUUUUGUGGUGACAAACUGCCAGAAGUCCUCGCGUCCUCUGACAGCAGGAUGUGGAUUGAGUUCCGUAGCAGCAGCAACUGGGUUGGAAAAGGCUUUGCAGCAGUUUAUGAAGCGAUCUGUGGAGGUGAAAUCCACAAAAACGAAGGCCAGAUCCAGUCUCCCAAUUACCCUGAUGACUACAGACCGAUGAAGGAAUGCGUGUGGAAAAUAACAGUGUCUGAAAACUACAAUGUAGGAUUAACCUUUCAAGCAUUUGAGAUUGAAAGACAUGACAACUGUGCAUAUGACUACUUGGAAAUUCGAGAUGGAAUGAAUGAAAACAGCCCUUUGAUUGGUCACUUCUGUGGCUAUGACAAGCCAGAAGACAUUAGAUCUACCUCUAAUACUCUGUGGAUGAAGUUUGUUUCCGAUGGAACGGUUAACAAAGCAGGAUUUGCAGCUAACUUUUUUAAAGAGGAAGAUGAAUGUGCCAAACCUGACAAUGGUGGCUGUGAGCAGCGCUGUGUUAACACUCUGGGCAGUUACCAGUGCGCCUGUGAUCCUGGCUAUGAACUCGGUCCUGACAAAAAGAGCUGUGAAGCUGCUUGUGGAGGACUUCUGACAAAGCUAAAUGGGACUAUAACCACACCAGGGUGGCCCAAAGAAUAUCCUCCAAACAAAAACUGUGUGUGGCAGGUGGUUGCCCCAACGCAGUACCGAAUUUCAAUGAAGUUUGAGUUUUUUGAGUUAGAAGGCAAUGAAGUGUGCAAAUACGAUUACGUGGAGAUCCGCAGUGGCCUUUCUUCUGAUUCUAAACUACACGGUAAAUUCUGCGGUACGGAAGUGCCUGAAGUUAUCACCUCACAGUACAACAACAUGCGAAUCGAGUUCAGGUCUGACAAUACAGUGUCAAAAAAAGGCUUCAAGGCACACUUCUUUUCAGACAAGGAUGAGUGUUCGAAGGACAAUGGUGGUUGCCAGCACGAGUGCAUCAACACGGUAGGAAGCUACGUUUGCCAGUGCCGGAAUGGAUUUGUGCUACAUGAAAACAAGCAUGACUGCAAGGAGGCUGAGUGUGAACAGAAGAUCCACAGUCCCAAUGGCAUCAUUACAAGUCCCAACUGGCCCGACAAGUAUCCCAGCAGAAAGGAGUGCACCUGGGAAAUCAGUGCCACCCCUGGGCAGAGGGUCAAAUUGACUUUCAAUGAAUUUGAGAUAGAACAACAUCAAGAAUGUGCCUAUGACCACUUGGAAGUGUUUGAUGGUGAAAGUGAAAAGUCGCCAAUUCUGGGACGUUUGUGUGGCAGUAAGAUACCAGAGCCUCUCAUUGCUACUGGAAACAAAAUGUUUCUCCGCUUCAUUUCUGAUGCAUCAGUUCAAAGGAAAGGCUUCCAAGCAACACACUCUACAGAGUGUGGUGGUCGGUUGAAAGCUGAAACCAAGCCCAAAGAUCUGUACUCGCAUGCUCAGUUUGGUGAUAACAACUAUCCGGUUCAGGCAGACUGUGACUGGCUCCUGGUGGCGGAGCGUGGCUAUCGAGUUGAAUUAAUGUUCCAGACUUUUGAGGUUGAAGAAGAGGCCGACUGUGGUUAUGAUUAUGUGGAGCUCUUUGAUGGUCACGAUAAGACAGCUAUGAGACUUGGUCGAUUUUGUGGUUCUGGGCCACCAGAAGAAAUCUAUUCGGCAGGGGAAACUCUUUUACUUCACUUUCACACUGAUGAUACAAUCAACAAGAAAGGAUUCCAUAUACGAUACAGAAGUAUAAAAUAUCCAGAUAGUGUGCACACCAAAAAAUAGCACAAGAACCUCUAUUCAAGAGAAGGAGAGCAAGACAAAAAAGAAUGCACAGUGGAAAGGAAGUGAUGUCUUUUUUAUUUAACUGAAGUUACUAGCACAAAUGUUUUUCUAUGAGUCCAAUUGAAAUUGAUGACUUAAAAGACCAGAGACAAAAAAAUAAAUACCUAUCCCCGUGGAAUACAUGAGACGGUGAUGUGCAGGCUCCAUACUUGACUGUCUCUGCAAAGGAGGUGAAAGGACUUUGCACACUUCCAGGAGAAUAUGAAAGCUUUUGCUCGUGGUUUGACAUUUGUCAUAGAUAAGUGAACAUUCAACUAUGUUCAAGUGAGGUGACUCUCCGAAACAUUCUUCCUUCUGACAGCUGUAUGGUGUCCAGGAGAAAAGGAAAAAAGAAAAAAAAAAAAAGCUGUUUCAGGUCAUGCACUCAAAAUACUGUCCUUAUAUCUAUUUGCUUUAACUUCAUAUCCUGCAGACAGUGUGUAUAAAGACUUGAAAGAAGAUAUGAAAUUGGAAGGUUUCCCACAUUGCUCUGUAGUUUCUACCUGCUCGUCUGUCAUAUCAGGUUAUCAGCAUUUUGAAACUGGAAAAUCUUACUUCUGAAACGUAAAGAGUAUUUUGUUUUACUUACAACUGAGAAGUCUGAACUGUUACAUUGGUCAUCAUUAGCUUGACCGAUCACUAGUUAACUGAAGUUGAACAAUGUAAGCAUCUGAAAAUGUUAGGUUUGCUGAUUAAGUAAGCUAUGUCUGAUGAUGUGCUCUUAUUUUGCACUGAACGUAGAAUAUAGACUGAGAUGAAAAUCUGUCAUCAAUCAAAUCUGUAUCCAUGAGAUAUAGUUUUGUCUGAAACUCCUACUGAAUUUGUUUUUAACAGUACACUUGGAGCCACUGCAAAGCUUUAUUUCGUUGGACCUCUUUGUUAAUGAGCUAAUUGUCUUGUUUAGCUAAUCAGAAAUGAAGCUAUAGUAGCAUCCAAGUGGGAGGUUUCCUUAAGAUAUAUAUUUUUUUUCUGAAAGGAAGAGUAUCUGUGAUGACAAAAAAAAGCAAAACAAAACAGUGGACCCUGGAUUUGUUUCUUAUCAAGCGUGAAUUCCUAUGGUGCUAUUCCGUGAACACUAAAAGCAGCAACAACAAAAACAACCAACGAGAAGUUUUAGACUUUUGAGCCAACAGCUUGCAAGAUCAUGAAUGUCUCACUAUGCCUGGCUGAAUCCAGAGAAGGAAGGCUUUGCUGCUCCGAGGGAGGGCAGGUUGCAAUGGCAGCACUAGUCCUGUGGAACAACUCCUACUAUUGCCUUAGAAUCCUCGCACACUAUCAGACAGAUCUUCCUGUGGAUACACCUCUAAUUUGAUAAAUAAGUCAAUGACUCGGACAUUUUAGCAUAUGCUAAUAGAAGGAUCUUCAAGCAAAAUCCCCAUCUGCAGAAUGAGAUCAUCUGCCUGUAAAUACACAGUGACUUGCUUUUGAUGUAGAGAUAUGUUACGUUUAGAACUGAGGUAUUCUAUGUGCUUUAGGCCGUACAUGGCUUUAGUCAUAAUGUAUAUGCUUUAUGUAAGUAUUGUAUGUAUGACUGCUUCAGGGGAGUGAGAGGUAUUGUAUGGAUGAACACUGAAUUGUUUCUUUAUGUGCCAAGUUCUAUCAGGACCCCAUUUGACUGUAGCAACUUUUCUUUAAAGGCUUCAUAGACAGAUAAUGGGACUUCUAGCUGGCAAGAACCAAGUUAAAAGUAUUAUGUUUCACUCUACAAGAAAUACUAUUUUGAUAUCCUUUCUUGUAAGUUGCUACUCAGAUUAGCUUAGUUUCUGUUACCUUAUUAUGAACAUACAUUGGCACUAAUAAAUCUGAUCUUUUUUUAUAAAAAUAAAAACCAAACGUCUGUAUAGUUGUCUUUGACUGCUUUAACACCUGUAUUCUGUUUACAUCUUACCAUUUUCUUUUCCAGACAGCUUAUGUUUAUGAAACUUAAAGCUGAAUGAUUUCUGUGUUUUUAUAAUGCUGAUCCGCUGGCCUUUUGUUUGGCUCACAUUACAGGUAUUUGCACAUGAAGUACAUUUUUUUCAAGGUCUUUUAUUACAAAAUCCAGUUAGGAAACUUACUGUGCAUAUAUAUAAGAAACGCUUUUUAUACAUAUAGACUACA
This is a messenger RNA of Lagopus leucura (white-tailed ptarmigan), 5332 nucleotides long. It is a transcript of the gene TLL1, whose product is annotated as tolloid like 1. The transcript is spliced from 21 exons. Gene Ontology annotation, molecular function: calcium ion binding; zinc ion binding; metalloendopeptidase activity. NCBI's taxonomy places the organism in Eukaryota, Metazoa, Chordata, Aves, Galliformes, Phasianidae. Bases 164 to 3193 code for a protein of 1009 amino acids. Gene Ontology annotation, biological process: proteolysis. The record is from RefSeq and is a predicted model, not a curated record.